GGAAUUCUCCCGGCAAGGAUCCAGCAAGCAGAAGCCAUGCUGACUGCAAUGCUGAGCUGUGCCCUCCUGCUGGCACUACCUGCCGUGCAGGGCGUCCAGAUGAGCUUGGCACCCCUGGAGGGCAUCAGAAGGCCUGACCAGGCCCUGUUCCCAGAGCUGUCAGGCCUGGGCCUGAGUCCUGGGCUGAAGAGGACAACUGCAGAACAGGCAGAAAAGGCUCUGCUCCAGGAGACCAAGGACUUGGCAGAGGUGUUGGAUCCGGAAGGUCGCGAGCCACGCUCCCCGCGCCGCUGCGUGCGGCUGCAUGAGUCCUGUCUGGGACACCAAGUACCGUGCUGUGACCCAUGUGCCACGUGCUAUUGCCGGUUCUUCAAUGCCUUCUGCUACUGCCGCAAGCUGGGUACUGCUGUGAACCCCUGCAGCCGCACCUAA
Molecule: messenger RNA, 432 nt
Organism: Pteronotus mesoamericanus
Lineage: Eukaryota; Metazoa; Chordata; Mammalia; Chiroptera; Mormoopidae
Gene: AGRP
Product: agouti related neuropeptide
Exons: 4
Coding region: 37-432 (131 amino acids)
Biological process (GO): neuropeptide signaling pathway; adult feeding behavior; hormone-mediated signaling pathway
Cellular component (GO): extracellular region
Molecular function (GO): neuropeptide hormone activity; type 1 melanocortin receptor binding
Source: RefSeq, a predicted model, not a curated record